Messenger RNA from Andrographis paniculata, 2307 nucleotides. RefSeq lists its product as uncharacterized. The record is from RefSeq and is a predicted model, not a curated record. The coding region runs from base 1199 to 1699 and encodes 166 amino acids. NCBI's taxonomy places the organism in Eukaryota, Viridiplantae, Streptophyta, Magnoliopsida, Lamiales, Acanthaceae. The transcript has 3 exons.
CUCACUCUACAUCAUUUUUUAUCUUCUUCUUUCAUGGUUUUAUUUCUUCUUUCUGUUUCAGUUUUCCCCCUUCUCAUUCUUCGACAGUUCUAGUCAAUUUGUGAAUUUUCUUUUCGUUUAUAGAACAGAAUCACGUUCCUAUCUACUUCUACCGUUAAUUCUUACCGACCUCCGUCCAGGCCAACAAAGUAAAUAGAAGAAAAGUAUCAGGUACCUAAAUAUAUCAUUCUAAUUUCUAACUAAAUGUUUUAAUUUUGUAGAUCACGAUAUUCAAUCUCCAUCCUACAACCACAGAACAACGGUUGUUGAGUACGUCGUUGCCUGUUAGUGCUGCUAUAGGUAUAUUUUUUUAUUUUUUUAUUUUUAGGGUUUUUUUUCACAAGAAUAUAUUUUUAUUUUUUAUGCCUUUAUUUAUUUUUUUAAUGGGAAAUUAUUAUGUUUUAUGUUAGGCCAAUAUGAAAAGAUAUUUUCUUCCAAAAAAUUUUAAUACCAAACCAAAGGAUGUGUCUUCUGGUUCUAAUAAGCCAAAUACUAGUAUUAAUGCUAGUGAUAUUACGAAAAGGCCUCACGCAGAAUUAAAUGAAGACAAUGAUGUUAUUGGUGAUCCUGGUAUUCGAAAGCCAAUUGAGAGUUACCCAGUGGAAGUUAAGGAUGAAUUAAGGCGGAUAUUUGGCUAAUGAUCCCUGUCAACCAUUAGGACAUAAUUUUGCGCGAAGUCAAUAUGGUGAUGUUAAAAAAAAGUUUCAACAAGCAUGGUUCAAAAAUUUUAUUUGGUUAGAAUAUAGCGUGUCAAAAGAUGUUGCAUUUUGCCUUUGGUGUUAUUUAUUUGGUGAAGGUCAUAAAUAUGGAGAGGAUGCAUUCACCAAAGUUGGAUUUAGAAAUUGGAAAAAGGCUAUUCAAAAAUUCAAAGAGCACGAAGGUGGUGGAAAUAGUUCACAUACUUAUGCUAGAACUAAAUAUUUUGGAUACAAAGAUCAAAAGCAUAAUGUCAAUUAUGUGUUUGCGCAAAAAAUUGGUGAAAUAGAGAUUGCUUAUUGCACACACACGGUUGACUGUUGUUGUUGAUAUAAUUAGAUAUCUUUUGGGACAAGGCCUUGCUUUUCGAGGACAUGAUGAGUCGGCACAGUCCGUACAUCGGGUUAACUUUAUUGAACUCUUCACUUGGUAUUGUGAGCGAAAUGAAGAAGUAAACAGCGUAAUGAAUGCAAAUGCUCCUGCCAAUAAUCAACUGAUGUCUCCAAAUAUUCAGAAACAGAUUAUCAAUGCAUAUGCUACGGAGUUGUGGGAUGUAGUGAAAGAAGUGAUUCAAGCAGUAUUUGAGGAUGGUGAUGAUCCAAAGAGUCGAUCCGUUGCGGUUAGUUUGAUUGAUAAGAUGGAGAGUUUUGAAUUUAUAUUCAUUGGCCAUAUGAUGAUGUGUUUAUCGGGAAUGACAAAUAUUUUGUCACAAACUUUACAACAGAAGAAUCAAAAUAUAUCUCUUGUUGUGCGAUUGAUACAAUUAUUGAAAGAUGAACUUGGAGAAUUUAGGAAUAAUGGUUGGGAGGAGUUGUUGAAAGAAGUAACCGAGUUUUGUUUUAGAAAUGAGUUUUGUGUCAAAUAUGGAAGAUGUUAUACCAAGCCGGGCAAGAAGAACAUUGGGUGGGAAAUGGAAGACUUAUAUCCACUAUUUCCGUGUAGACAUAUUUCUACAGGUUGUUGAUAUUAUUUCUCAAGAAAUGAAUGCCCGGUUUUCUAAGUUGAAUUCUAAACUUAUUAUGUGCAUAGCAUGUCUUGAUCCUAGCAAUUCGUUUGCUAGCUUUGAUCUUGAAAGGAUAUUCCACAUGGCUGAGUUGUACUCAUAAGAUUUUACCGAAGAGAAUAUGAUGGAAUUGAGAUCACAACUUCGAUCAUAUAUUCAUUAUGUGCGACGAGAACCAUAUUUCUCUAAUUUUUCUGAUGUUGAAGGUCUUGUGAAGAGGAUGGUCGAGUUCAAAGCUGAUAUUGUUUUUUAUCUAAUAUAUCGACUUAUAGUAUUAGCAUUGGUCUUGUCCGUCACAACUGCAACAAUCGAAAGAUCAUUUUCUGCUAUGAAGAUUAUAAAAACUGAUUUGCGUAACACAAUGGGAGAUAGUGUUCUUACGGAUUGUCUAGUGUGUUAUAUUGAAAAAAAUAUUUUUGUAAAUUGUGAAAUCGAAAAGAUUUUAUAGAGAUUUCAUAAUAUGGCGACCCGAAGCUUACAGUUGUCGCAUAGAAUGUAAAAAAUAUUUCUAAUGCUUUAUUUUAUUUUUUAUUAUUUAAAUGAUGCCCCCGACUCAGGCGCUCUGGCUC